AUGCUUCUUUCAAAAUUGCCUGUACGUGCUCAGAAAAAAUUUAAUUUUUCAUGCUCCUCAAAAAGAAAGAUCUUCGCCUUUUCAAAAAAUGAAAAGAUUGCAAAAUUAGCCAUUCCAUAUAAGCAGAAAAGGGUAAAUAGCUCCAUACAAAUAAGCAAAUGCAUUCAAAUAAAUAGCUCCAUACGAAUAAGCAAAUGCAUUCAAAUAAAUAGCUCCAUACAAAUACAUAAAUGCAUUCGAAUAAAUAGCCCUAUACAAAUAAGUAAAGCCUGUUUUAAUUCCAAAUCCGAGGAGCUCCAACGUUUACAGGAGGGAGGAAAUCCUUAUGAAAACAGCGAGUGUAUUUACGUAAAGAAGGGGAAAAAAAUUGUUAUACUUAAAAAAAAAAAGAGCGAAAAGAAUAAUGCUACCAAAUCUGAUAGUUAUAUAGAAGGAACUCAGCACAACUAUUUAGGUGAAAGUACGCGAACAAAACAUAUAACAUCGCACAUUAAUCCUUUAAGGGAAUAUCUUGAACCGUAUGACAAUUCGAAUCAAAGAGAAGCUUAUACAAAACAUGCAAAGAGUUAUGUUAAUGUAAACCAUAAAGAAGGAGCACGCAGCCUUACUGAUAACUCAACCACCCUUAACUACUUUACUAAUAACAUGGAAAUUCACAAGGAAAUAGAUGGACUCAAGAACAGGGAAAACGAUAUUUCAAGUAGUUACAGUAAUGGUACACACAUCUACACAAGUGCACUAGAAGACGAUGUGGACAAAAUGAAGAACGAAACUAUGAUGAAAAUUCUAACUCAACCUAGUGAACAUAUAAUGAUGAGGAAUGAAAAAAGAUUCUGUGAUUUUCUAUGGGUAGUAGCAAAAUCAGGAAAGGGUGGAAAACCUAAUUAUAAAAAACAGAGGAGUAGAAAAUUAAAAGGAGAAGGAUAUGGUGGACAUGGUGGUAAUGUUAUACUAAAAAGUAAAAAGAGCGUAUAUGAUUUAAUAAAAAUAGAACAGAAAAUAAAAGCAAAUGAUGGUGAAGAUUAUAAAGAAAAUAGUAGAGGAAAAGAUGGUAAAGAUAAAAUAAUCUUUGUUCCUGUUGGAACUAUAGUAAGAAAAAGACUCUUUUGUAAAAAAAAAAAUGAAAAAAAUAGAAAAAUUUUUAAAAGUAUUUUUUGGUAUCAAUUUUUAAAUGAAAAUGAAGAAUUAUUAGUAGCUAGAGGAGGUAAGGGAGGAAUAUCUUAUUCUCUUUUUAAAAAACAUGAUUUUAGAUUACCAGAAAAAUGUGAAAAAAUGCUACUAGAACUGGAAUUAAGACUACUAAAUGAUGUUGCUUUUAUUGGUAUUGAAAAUAGCGGUAAAACAUCCCUUUGUAGUAGUUUAAGUAAAUAUUAUGGUAAUAUUAAUACAGAUAUGUUUACCACUACUAUUCCUCAUAUUUCAAAUAUUAAUUAUAUUGAUGGCGUUCAGAUUACCUUAUUGGACACUCCUUUUUUAUUUCAUAAUGCUCAUAAAGACAAACUUAGAGGAAAGAGAAUAUUAAGGCAUUUGUAUAGAAGUAAACUAGUUGUAUACGUUAUAGAUGUGUCCAGUGAUAAACUAACUAAUGUAGACGAUCUGCAAGUACAGGAUCUCUACCUUAACAGCUUAAAGGGGAGGAAGUAUACGGAGGAGGAAAAAAGAAAGGGAAAGAAGAAGCACAGGAAGAGGGGCGACCAUAACAACAACGAUAACGACAGCGAUAACGACAGCGAUAACGAUAGCGAUAACGAUAGCGAUAACACUGCUUCCAAUAUGAAGAACUACUACGACGAUUCGAUAAAGCAAAUAAGAAUGCUGAGAAACGAAUUGUUUUUGUUCAAUCCGGAAUACCUAGAAAAAAAAGAGUUAGUAGUAGCAACCAAGUGCGAUAUGUUACAUAAAAACACCUUACUUAACUUAGACUCCCUAUAUUUUCGAUUGAAAUGCAUAUAUCCUCAUAUGGAAGUAAUAGGCACAUCUGCAAGAUUUGGUUUAGGUAUUAAAUUGUUAAGUAGGAAAAUCAGGGAACUCAUAUAUCCUCAAUAUGUACUACAAAAUAAUAAAUUAUAUGCCAAAAAUAUAGAAGAUUAUGUUAUACCUACUUAUACUCAUUUUAUAGAGGGGAAAAAAAAAUUGCAAAAUUAUGAAUUGCCUGAACAUAUUAAACAUAUAUAUGAUCGUAAUUAUUUGGAAAAUUUUGACUAUUUUUUGAAAAAAAAGGGUAAACAAAAUAUACAAAUCAAUGAAAAAGAAAUUAAUGUAACAGAAUGUAAUACUUCCACACCCCCCAUUUCUGAGUGA
Messenger RNA from Plasmodium malariae, 2301 nucleotides. RefSeq names its product GTP-binding protein, putative. The transcript has a single exon. Lineage: Eukaryota; Apicomplexa; Aconoidasida; Haemosporida; Plasmodiidae. Gene Ontology annotation, cellular component: mitochondrion. Gene Ontology annotation, molecular function: GTP binding; GTPase activity. The coding region runs from base 1 to 2301 and encodes 766 amino acids. The record is from RefSeq and is a predicted model, not a curated record.